CGGCACCUCCCGCCGAUGACCGCCUGCAGAUGGCGCGGCAGAUUCAGUAGAAAACGUUUUGAAAAGUGUAAUCGCAGUUACAUUAAACUAGGAGCUAAUUGUUCUUGUUUUUGUCUGUUGUUGCAGCAGCUGGUGACGCUGGGCGACGCGUCUCUGCCGGCGAGGCUGCGGCACCUGCAGGUGGCGGGCGGCGGCCAGGUGGAGGUGAGGCUACUGCAGAAGGCGUUCGCGCACCUGCAGCUGCUGGAGCGGGCGACCUUCUCCAGGCUGCGCCGCCUGCUCGUCCGCCACCACGCCUUCACCAACGCCUCUAGCGACGGCCAGGGCUUCUCCGCCGGACGGGGCCUGCUCUUGGAGAUCGAGGACUGCGACGCGGUCGUGCUGGAGACGGACGCGUUCCUGGACGUGCGCGCGCCGCUGACGGCGCUCGUGGCGCGCACGGGCCACGUCGUGGUGCAGGGCUCGGCGCUGUCCUGGCUGCGCGCGCUCUCGCUCGUGGACGUGGCGCGGCUCGAGCUGCACGAGCACGCCCUGGCGCUGCGCGACGUGCACGAGCGCGCCGGCCCGCUCGCCAGCGUGCUCAUGCAGAACGUCGUCCUGGCCGAGAUCCCGCGCCACGCCUUCCCGUCGCCGCUCGCCGACAUCCUCAUCGUCGGCUCCGAGAUCCGCGCCAUCCGGAGGGACGCCUUCAGCGCCCUUCAGAUGCGCGCCGUGCGGCUGCUCGAGACGUCCGUGCACCGCCUCGACGGCGGCGCCUUCAGCGCCAGGACGCUCAUCCUAUCGCUCGAGAUCCGGGGCGCGCGCCUGCACCAGGUGUCGUCCGGCGCCGUCAGCUCGGCCGUCAACAACCUCACCAUCUCCAACUCAAAGCUGUACGAGGUGCUCGGCGGCGCCUUCAACCUGACUGUGGCCGCCGUGGCGCUGCGCCACUCCGUGCUGGAGCGGGUGCGGUCGCGGGGCUUCGCGCUCAACAAGUGGAACUCCAUGGAGGUGCACAACAACACCUUCGCGUGGCUGGAGCCCUUCGCCUUCCAAGCGCCCUUCCGGUCGGCGCCCGGCGUGGACGCCUACCGCUUCCGCUUCACCGACAACGUGGUGACGAGCGCGCUGCCCAGGGCCUUCUCCUUCUCGGGGUCGGAGGCGGCCGCCGCCGAGGACGAGUGGGAUGAGGGCGCGUACGACGGGGACGCCUCGGCGCCGCCGCCCUUCCUGCCCGCGGAGGUGCGCGGCAACGUGUUCGAGCGCGCGUGCCACUGCCAGAUGCACGCCUUCCUGGACGAGCUCGUGUCGGCGCCCGCGCCCUGGCUUCCCUGGGUGCCGGCCGGGCUCCUGUUCAACACGAGCUCCUGCCUGGUGGACAAGCGGCAGGCGAGCUGCUUCGACCUGCCAGAGGGCGCCACCGCCAUGCCCAACUACACGGCCGUGGUCUGCACCGCGGGCCUCGCGCCAUGCGAGGUCGACGAGGACAUCAACGACAUCGGCGACCAGUCGCUGGGCGGCGCCAACGGCGGCGGCCUCGUCGACGGCUCGCCGGGGACCACGACGUACAUCGAGGGCGGCGACUCGGCGCUCAACUUCGAGGCCGGGCUGCAGCGCGAGAAGAAGGUGCUCGCGGGCAUAUUUGUGGUCGUGGUGGCCAGCCUGGCGCUCGUGCUGGCCGUCAGCGGCGCCGCCUGGCUCGUGCGCCGCGGCGGCUCGUCGCGCUGCUCGUACACGGCGCUGUGCUCGCGCCUGCGCACCCUGGGCAUGAGUGAGACCUCGGGGGCCGGCGGCGGGCUUGUCUCGGCCUCGUCGGCGCGCUCCAUAUCGCGGCUGUCGGUGCACGAGUACGAGCGCCAGCACUCGCACGCCACGGGCACGGGCGUCACGACCCUCACGCUGCACGAGGACGACGACGACGACGCCUGGAUCCCGUGCGAGGACAAGGCCACGCAGACCCUGCCCGAGGAGCUGACGCAGGAGCUGCUGCAGACGCUGCGCGAGAAGCUCGACGACCCGGACAACUACAGCGAGGCGCGCGACAUGAUCGAGCACCUCUACGACCUCAUCAAGGUGGAGGAGAGCUGCAACACCAACCACCGGUCGCUGUCGGACCUACACGAGGAGCUCGACAGCUACAUGGACGAGGAGGAGGCCGACAACGGCGAACACGUCUACGACGUCAUCCGGCCGCAGCAGAGGCCGUCGGCGCGGCCGCGCGGCGCCCGGGGCAGCCGCUGCACGGCGUCGGUGGGCACGCGGGCGCCCUCCCCGGACAAGCUGGUGGGCGGGCGGCUCGGGCCGGGGAACGGCGGCGCCCCCCAGGGCAACGUGUACACGCAGCGCCUGGGCGUGGGCCACGCGCGCCCGGCCGCCAACAUGCUGCGCUCCAUCGGCCAGAGCCUCGCCAGCCUGCACAGCGUGGCCGCCCCCGCGGGCGUCCCCGCCACCCCGCACCGGCCCGCCCCCGGCGUCCCCGCCAUGCUCUGCGACUACGCCGAGCCCACGGACGCCAAGGUGCACGUGUACUGCGAGCUGCCGCCCAGUCACCCGCCCCCGGGCGCACCCGGCGCCGAGCCCCCCACCGCCCCCUGCAGCCCCGUCGUCUGCAGGAUGGCAAACCGGCCGCUGCCCAGCAAGCCCAGCAAGUAGCGGAUCCGAUACCGAUCUCAUUUUUUUUGAGGAUGAAAUCGUACAGCUAUUUCUCAAAAAACCAAAAC
Molecule: messenger RNA, 2699 nt
Organism: Frankliniella occidentalis (western flower thrips)
Lineage: Eukaryota; Metazoa; Arthropoda; Insecta; Thysanoptera; Thripidae
Exons: 4
Coding region: 16-2631 (871 amino acids)
Source: RefSeq, a predicted model, not a curated record